AAUAAAUAUAUGUAUAACUUAUGUGGAUCCUUGCUUGACAGAUGGUACAAUGUUAAAUUUAACUUAACUUCAUACAUUUAUGACAUAGAUAAAUAGCUAAGAUAAAAUGAUAAAGUCAUUUAUAUUUUGAACGAAACGAUAAAAAACGAUGUCAGCAUAGAAGUAAGAUAUCCGUUAUUUAUUUUAAGUAAAGAAUAGAAAAAUUGAAAAAUAUUUGUUCCUAGAUAAUUUGGUUUUCUUAUCGGAAAAAAAUUACAUAGUUCUAAAGUUUAUAUUUUACUUAUUUAUGAAGUCAGUUCACUCACUUCGGAUACUGGUUGGGGGUGUAUGAUUAGAGUUGCUUAAAUGGCCCUAGCUCAAGUUAUCAGACAUUAUCAUUCUUUCACUUAGCCAGAAUAAUUAAUAGUUCUAAUUAGACAUUUCUUAGAUAAUGAUGAUGAUGAAUUGACCAAUUUCAUUGAGUAAGAUCAAAAGAAGCAGGUCCAAUAUUAUCAUGCUCCAUUUUCUAUUCAAAAGAUUGUUUAUCAUGCAAAAAUUGAAUUUAAGAAGAAGCCCGGAGAUUGGUAUAAACCAAAUGAAAUACUUGAAACUUUAUACUACUUGUUCAAAUACUCCUAAUGUAAAUUCAAUUUUCAUAAUAAGACUCUUUAAAUAUGUAAAUCUAUAUCAAUUAUUAAUGUGCCUUUAUUCUAUAGGAUGCAAUACAACAAAUGUUUAAUUAUGAUAAAGGUAAUUAAGAAUGGUUAAAAGAAUGUAUUACAAACAACAAUCAAUUAAUUUCAUAACAUGAUAAAGGAAUUGCUAUCUUUAUUCCUGCUCGAAUUGGCCUCCAAAAGGUUGAUAAGGAAUAUUUGGAGGUCUUGAAUCAUCUAAUGACUUUGCCUUACUUUUAAGGAAUUAUUGGUGGAGUUACGAAUAGAGCCUUUUACAUUGUAGGAAGAAUUCAUGAUUAUCUCAUAUAUUUAGAUCCUCAUUUUGUUCAAAACGCUUAGAAUUUUGAAGAUCUUUCUAAAAGCCAAACUUCUUAUACUUGUUAAAAUGUUUAAUUAAUACACAAUUAAAGUAUUGAUCCAUCAAUCGUUGUCUGUCUAUGUAUUCGAAAUGGACUUGAAUUGUUGAAUUUUUGGCAUUCUGUAUGUUUCUUUAUUAUUAACUAGUUAAAUCAUUUGAAAUAAGAAUUCUAAGAAUAUUUUUUUAUUUCACUUUUGGAAACAAAUGCUGAAUUACAAAUGUUUGAAUCCUUUCAAUUUUAAGAUGAAAAUCAUGAAUUAGUAAAUAUUCUAAAAUGAAAAUUACAUACUUUUAUUUAAAUAAAUAUCUAUUUUAUCAAUGUCAAGAUAACAAAACAUAUAAAAAUAACCUCCCCCUUAGCCAGCCAAAGGUAACUAACCGUAACGAAAUCCCCAACCUCAUCAACCCCCUAAAUAAAAAGAAUUGAAUGCUGAAGAUUAUGCCAAACCUCCUCAUUUGACAAAGGAAGAAGUCUUGGAAGUUAAGGUAUAAUCGUGGUUUAAUUUUAAGUAAGCCUUUGAUAUUUUCGACGGUGAUGGGUCAGGAGCAAUCGAUCCAUAAGAAUUGAGAGAAGCCUUUGAAGCAUCUGGAAUCAAAACAUAUCAUAAUAAAUUUAUUUAUUAAGUGCUGGGAGAGUUAGAUACUGACAAUUCUGGAGGAAUUGAUUUUGAAGAAUUUUUACAUCUAGCAACAGCAAAAGUAAGUGAUAAAGAUACACGAGAAUAAAUUCAUAAGGUGUUCAAUUUGUAUGACUGGAACAAAGAAGGUAAAGUAUAUAUUCUCUAUCAAAGGUCGAAUUACUUGGGAUGAACUCAAAAGAGUAGCUUAAGAUUUAGGAGAAGAAAUGACAGAUGAAGAAAUUUAACAUAUGUUUAAGAAAGUAUUAUUAUUCAUCAUAAUCUAGGCUGAUUUGGAUGACGAUGGAUUUGUAACAUUUGAUGACUUUUAUAAUCUGAUGACCUAAAAGGAAUACGGAAAGUAAUGAGAUUUUACAUUAUAAAUGAAAUUAUUAAUUAUUCAAG
Molecule: messenger RNA, 2033 nt
Organism: Paramecium octaurelia
Lineage: Eukaryota; Ciliophora; Oligohymenophorea; Peniculida; Parameciidae
Source: the annotation of a GenBank genome assembly